GCAAGUACAACUUGACACUUGAAUACAUUUCGAAUUUCCUCGAAAGUGUUGGCGUAAACUGUCUGACUGCAGGUUGUAAUGCAUGCACUGUGACAGGCGACAAGCUUUGAGCAGAAAUCAAAAAGCACAAGAUGAAGACAGUUUUAAUGGUAGCAGAGAAGCCAUCUCUUGCCCAAUCCAUCGCGAAAAUUUUGUCAGGAGGACAAGUGAAUAGCAGAAAGGGGUUUAACGGAGCAUGUUCAAUCCACGAGUACAAGGGAAGGUUCCCUCCUACAGGAGAGACGGUAUCGUACAAAAUGACGUCGGUGUGUGGACAUGUGUAUGGUCUGGACUUCAUUGGAAAGUAUAACAGCUGGGAUAGAGUUGAUCCAGUUGAGUUAUUUACAGCACCAACUCAGAAGAAAGAAGCAACAGAGAAAUUGCGCAUGCCAAAUUUUCUGGAGAAGGAGGCUAGAGGUGUUGACUAUUUGGUUCUGUGGCUUGAUUGUGAUAAAGAAGGAGAAAACAUUUGCUUUGAAGUGAUGGACUGUGUCAAAUCAAGCAUGAAUCGUUAUUCAGAACAGUUUGUGUACAGAGCAAAGUUCAGUGCUAUUACAGACAAGGACAUCAAGAGCGCCAUGUCUAAUCUGAUUACUCCGAACAAAAACGAGGCUUUAUCUGUCGACGCCAGACAGGAGUUGGACCUAAGAAUCGGCUGUGCUUUCACUCGCUAUCAGACAAAAUUUUUCCAGGGAAAGUAUGGCGACUUGGACAGCACCCUGAUAUCCUAUGGUCCCUGCCAGACCCCCACCCUGGGGCUUUGUGUGGACAGACAUGAUAAGAUACAAUCCUUUAAACCUGAACCCUACUGGGUUGUUCAAGUGAAGCUGGAUUUACCAGAAGGGAGAAGUGUUGCCAUUGACUGGGAUAGGCUGAGAGUGUUCGACAAAGAGGUGGCUCAGAUGUUUGUCAGUAUGAUCAAAUCUUCUGAUUCUGCAAGAGUUCUGAAAGUUACCCAGGAUGUGAAGAGUAAAUCAAAACCACAAGCUCUCAAUACAAUAGAAAUGCUGAGGGCAGCAAGUUCAGGAUUAGGCAUGGGUCCCCAGCAUGCUAUGCAGAUUGCCGAGAGGUUGUACACGCAGGGAUUCAUUAGCUAUCCUAGAACAGAAACCACGCAGUAUCCAGAGAACUUCGACCUUGUUGGUACACUAAGGCAGCAGUCCUCCAAUUCUUUGUGGGGAGACUAUGUGCAGAAUCUACUGAGGGAGGGAAUUCAUAAACCAAGGAAGGGUUCAGAUGCGGGAGAUCACCCUCCAAUCACUCCAAUGAGGCCUGCAACAGAGGCGGAGCUAGGCCAUGAUGCCUGGAGAUUGUACGACUUCAUCACUAGACACUUCAUUGGAACUAUUUCUCCUGAUUGUAAGUAUCUACAGACCACAGCUUUCUUUGAGAUCGGUGCCGAGGGAUUUAGUUGUACUGGUUAUCGGGUCACUGACCCAGGGUUCACAGCGGUCAUGUCCUGGAAAGCACUGGACGAUGAGUGGACACUGCCAGAAUUCAAGAAGAACACCAACUAUGAUAUAGCAGAGGUGAAGAUGGUGGAGAAACAGACUAGCCCUCCUGAUUACCUGACCGAAGCCGAACUGAUCUCUCUGAUGGAGAAACAUGGCAUUGGAACAGACGCCAGCAUCUCGGUACACAUCAACAACAUCUGUGAGAGAAACUAUGUCUCGGUCACCAGUGGACGGCGACUUGUACCUACACCACUGGGCAUUGUCCUGGUCCAUGGAUACCAGAAGAUUGACAUCGAGUUGGUGUUGCCCACCAUGAGAUCUGCAGUGGAGAAGCAGCUGAACCUGAUAGCGCAAGGGAAAGCCUAUUUUGAUGAUGUCCUAAAGCAUGCUCUGAACAUCUUCUGCUUGAAGUUUAAAUUCUUUGUUGAAAACAUUUGUGGAAUGGAUGAACUUUUUGAAGUUACCUUUUCUCCAUUGGCUGCAACUGGAAAACCUCUGUCCAGAUGUGGAAAAUGCAGACGUUACAUGAAAUAUGUACAAGCAAAACCAAGCAGACUACACUGUUCUACUUGUGAUGAAACCUACUCACUGCCACAGAACGGCAAUAUCAAGUUGUAUAAAGAACUCCGAUGUCCUUUGGAUGACUUCGAACUCAUUUUAUGGACAACUGGUGCCAGAGGAAAGAGUUUUCCCCUAUGCCCCUACUGCUUCAACAAUCCGCCAUUCCCAGAUAUGCGUAAACAGUUUGGAUGUAACCAGUGCACCCACCCCACCUGUCAGCACUCCCUGACCCAGCACGGGGUGUGCGAGUGCGUGGAGUGCGAGACUGGCAUUCUCGUGUUGGACCCCACAUCAGGCCCAAAAUGGAGAAUGGCUUGCAACAAAUGUCAGGUGGUGAUCAACUUUUUUGACAAUGCUCACAGAGUGAGCGUCUCAGAAGAGAUUUGUGAUGACUGUGGUGCACACAUUGUAGAUGUAGAUUUCAGCAAGGACAAGACCCCAUUGCCCGACAAGGAGACGAAGCAUUCAGGCUGUGUGUUCUGUGACUCUAUUUUUAAAAGCCUGGUAGAAAAACACCAUGCCAUCAUCCGUCGCAGAAGGCCAGGUGGGGGCCGGGGCAGGGGGCGUGGUGGAAGGGGGAGGGGCAGAGGGCGUGGCAGACCCAAACCAAAGGACAAAAUGGCACAGCUGGCUGCAUAUUUCGUUUGAUAAUUAUGGCAAUUAAAUGUGUUAGCAUCCAUGUCAUUAUGAUGUUAUUAUAAUGUGCAUAUAUAGAAUAAAAUGUGUUCAUGGCA
Messenger RNA from Ostrea edulis (European flat oyster), 2788 nucleotides. RefSeq names its product DNA topoisomerase 3-beta-1-like. The transcript is spliced from 17 exons. Gene Ontology annotation, biological process: DNA topological change. Lineage: Eukaryota; Metazoa; Mollusca; Bivalvia; Ostreida; Ostreidae. Bases 132 to 2702 code for a protein of 856 amino acids. Gene Ontology annotation, cellular component: nucleus. Gene Ontology annotation, molecular function: DNA topoisomerase type I (single strand cut, ATP-independent) activity; DNA binding. The record is from RefSeq and is a predicted model, not a curated record.